CCGAUACCUCAUGCUUAAAGUACUUAAUAAUUUGCUUCGCAUUCCCUCAUAAGCAGAUGUAGGCUAACGAACCGCCUUUUUUAACACACAUAAAUAAAUUUAAAAAAUGCGUGAGGUCAUAUCAAUACAAAUUGGCCAAGGAGGAAUACAAAUCGGCAAUUCUUGUUGGGAAUUGUAUCUUUUAGAACAUGGCAUUGAUAUUGAUGGCUCUUUGAAAAGUAAAGGAGAAAAUUCUAAUACAGUGGAUAAAUUAGUCCAAAGUAAUGAGGCGACAAGCGACUCAAAUACAUUUUUUAUGGAAACUGGAAUGGGCAAGCAUGUACCGCGUACAGUUUUUGUUGACCUUGAGCCUACAGUUAUCGAUGACGUUCGUACCGGUAGCCUUAAAAACUUGUAUCACCCAGAACAACUAAUAUCGGGUAAGGAAGAUGCAGCAAAUAACUACGCACGUGGACAUUAUUCCAUAGGAAAAGAAGCAAUUGAUAAAGUUAUGAAUCGUAUUCAGAAGUUAUCAGAACAGUGUGAAAGCCUUCAAGGUUUCUUAAUAUUUCAUAGCCUUGGUGGUGGAACUGGUUCAGGUUUUACGUCAUUACUUAUGGAGCGUUUAACUGCUGAUUUUAGUAAGAAAUGUAAAUUGGAUUUUGCCGUAUAUCCAUCACCAAAAGUUUCAACAUCAGUCGUAGAACCUUAUAAUGCAGUUCUAACUACUCAUGCAACUUUAGAGACUUCAGAUUGUGUUUUUAUUGUAGAUAAUGAGGCAAUUUACGAAAUAUGCCAAAAUAGUUUAAAUGUUGAUCGACCCAAUUAUCGUAAUCUAAAUCGACUUAUUGCUCAAAUAGUGAGUUCAACUACAGCAUCUUUACGCUUCAGUGGUUCUAUGAAUGUUGAUCUAAAUGAAUUUCAAACAAAUUUAGUACCUUAUCCACGUAUACAUUUUCCACUCGUGGCAUAUGCUCCAUUAGUUUCUUCAUCAAAUGCUUCCCAUGAGCACAAUGCAAUUAUGUCGUUAACGAACUCUUGCUUCGAGGCCUCAAACAUGAUGGUUAAAUGUGAUCCCCGUGCUGGAAAAUAUAUGGCUUGCUGCAUGCUUUACCGAGGUGACGUUGUACCAAAAGAUGUAAAUGCGGCUGUAUCUGCUAUAAAAUCUAAACGGCAUAUACAAUUUGUGGACUGGUGCCCAACGGGUUUUAAAAUUGGCAUUAAUUAUGAAAAACCCGCAUGUGUACCAGAUGGGGAUUUAGCUCAAACAUCCCGGGCGGUGUGUAUGUUAUCAAAUACGACUGCUAUUUCUGUUGCAUUCAGCAAUUUGGACUAUAAAUUCGAUCUGAUGUUCAAAAAACGUGCUUUUGUUCAUUGGUACGUUGGCGAAGGAAUGGAAGAAGGAGAAUUCACAGAAGCUCGCGAGGAUUUAGCUACAUUAGAACGUGAUUACGAAGAAGUUGGUGGGGAUGACCAGAGUGAAGAAGGCGAUUAUGAAAUAUAAAUAUGUUUUAUGAUAUUAAAUUACUUAUUUAAAUAAAAAGCAAAAUACGAUGUA
Anastrepha ludens (Mexican fruit fly) is the source of this 1537-nucleotide messenger RNA. RefSeq names its product tubulin alpha-4 chain (gene alphaTub67C). Lineage: Eukaryota; Metazoa; Arthropoda; Insecta; Diptera; Tephritidae. Gene Ontology annotation, cellular component: cytoplasm; microtubule. The transcript has 2 exons. Gene Ontology annotation, molecular function: GTP binding; structural constituent of cytoskeleton. The record is from RefSeq and is a predicted model, not a curated record. Gene Ontology annotation, biological process: mitotic cell cycle; microtubule cytoskeleton organization. The coding region runs from base 107 to 1483 and encodes 458 amino acids.